Molecule: messenger RNA, 2420 nt
Organism: Tuber melanosporum (Perigord truffle)
Lineage: Eukaryota; Fungi; Ascomycota; Pezizomycetes; Pezizales; Tuberaceae
Exons: 10
Coding region: 754-2187 (477 amino acids)
Biological process (GO): transmembrane transport
Cellular component (GO): membrane
Molecular function (GO): transmembrane transporter activity
Source: RefSeq, a predicted model, not a curated record
GCGUACCAGUAUUAUUUCAAGGCCAGGCGCAUCUCACCUCUUUUCACGUGAGUGUCUAACCAUAGCGGGACAUAUCAAGGUUGAUACUGGUAUUAGAUUCGACGCCCCAAGAUUAUUUCUAAUAUCAUUUGUGAUACCUUGAGGCCUAGAAGAAGGUUGUUGGAACACGGAUAGAUAGGUGAGACAUUGGAAUGACGGUUUACACGUACCGGUACUGUAGCAUGAUAAGUGUGCACACCCUCGAGCACAUGGAAGUGCUUUAGAAACAACCGUUCCCAACAGUAGGUAAAAUGAAUGGUGAAGGAGAGAGGCAACGAUGAUUACCGUACUAUGCUUGCUGUAACGGAUUAACAGGGAGGCAAGAAGAUCACCAGCUCGCUAGCAACCGUCCCACACGUGUAUCCCUGGGAAACAAUGUAAUGAACCGAUUCUUCGGGAUACCCGCCUGGCAUACUAUAUACCGUGCCCGCACCUAUCUGGCGUCGUUUGUUUCUCACCGCUCACACAUCCUCUUCCUACUUCUCUUCCCACCUCUCUUCCUCCUCAUUCCUUCGCCCAUCUCCCAAACUUACCAGUGACCUAUCCUCCUCGCCCUCCAGAAGAAAAAAGAAAAGAAACGAAGCUGGUCUUGGCGUGUCACUCUUCGCUCCUUUAAUUGACCUGUUUCCUCUGUGUUCGUCUCAACAUUGGACCUGAACGAGAUCUUCAUAGUUACCCGUCUAAUCCGCCGGAUCCAAUUCAAUACUGUCGAAAAUGGUUUCCGCUGCAGAGAAAAAAACCACCCCCUCGCCAAAGGACGCCGUCACCAAGGUUGUGGAUGAGGACGCCAUGGGCAACUUCGACGAUGCCCGUCUUUCUGGAUUGGGAUACAAACCUGAGCUGCAAAGAAAGUUCACGCUACUUUCCUGCUUGGCUGUUGGGUUCAGUAUUUCAAACAGUUGGUUUGCCGUUACUGGCGCUCUCACUACUGGGAUUGGUAAUGGGGGUGCAUCGAUUUACAUGUACGGAGCAAUUCUCGUUGCAUUGGUUCAUGUCUGUAUCGGAGCUAGUCUGGGAGAAUUGGCGAGUGCUUAUCCGAACGCUGGUGGUCAGUACUAUUGGGUAAUCAGACUUGCUCCCAAUAGAUGUAGAGCUUUCCUAUCUUAUCUCACUGGAGUUACUGCAUGGGCUGGUGCCAUGAUUACUGGAGCUUCUGUGGCUCUUGUUGUCGGUCAGGGGGUCGUGGGAAUUAUUAUUCUUUGUAGGCCUGAGAUCGUUUACAAACAAUGGAUGGGAUUUGUCGGUUACCAGAUUGCUAAUAUUCUUGUCUUCUUUCUGAACUGCUCCAACCGGUUCCUCCCAGGGCUAAACAAGGCCAGCCUUUAUAUCUCGCUGAUGAGUUUCCUGACAAUUACUCUUGCGGUUUUGAUCGCCUCGCCGAAAAAGGCUUCUGCGGACGCUGUUUUCAGGUCUUAUACUAAUAGUUCUGGCUGGAAUAAUGAUGCAGUCGCCUGGAUUCUCGGCCUUCUUGGGGUCAAUUGGGGAUUCUCGUGUCUGGAUUCAUGCGUCCAUAUGGCAGAAGAGAUCCCGCAUCCGGAAAAGAAUAUUCCUAAGGCAAUUAUGGGUACCGUAGCGAUCGGGUUUAUUACAUCUUGGGUUUAUAGCAUAGCCAUAUUCUUCUCUAUGCAGGACAUUAAAAGUGUGAUUACUACUCCAACUACGGUACCGGUCUUGGAACUGUUCCGGCAAGCACUUAGGGGAAAUGUCCCAGGAGCGGUGUUUCUGGAAGUGCUCGUUAUUCUCACUGCUAUUGGGUGCUUAAUGAGCAUUCAUACAUGGCAGAGCCGUCUGAUGUGGAGUUUUGCUAGGGACAGGGGUUUUCCACUCUCCUCCUAUCUUGCCGUUGUCGCUGGCGCGCCUUAUUCUGUUCCCCUUUGGUCUCAUAUUUUCUCGUGCUUCUGGAUUGCUGUGCUUGGUAUCCUUUACUGGGUCUCUACCACGGCCUUCUUCUCUCUUCUCACUGGGGGUAUUCUCAUGCAGUACAUAUCUUAUAUGAUUCCAAUAUCUCUUCUUCUCAUUGGAGGCCGUCGGAUCUCCGCCCCUGGGCCGUUUUAUAUGGAGCAACAUGAACUAUGUUUCGGUUGUGAUAGCAAUUAUCUUCCUUUACGCAGCUGUAUACUGGUUCAUCCGGGGAAGGAAGACCUUUAAGGGUGUCAAGAGGGUACAUGAAAUCGCGGCCACGGUGGAUAUCACAGAUGGUCCGUAGUGGGAGUGAAUUCGAUUAGGUAUGUCGAGUGAGAAAAUGUGAUUUCUGGUUUGCCCUGUCAAACGAGGAAAAAGUUUAGAUGUGAAUAUGAUAUGAUGCCUAAACAGCCUGCGUUAGGGCUAUGAGGGAAUAACAGAUUGCACAAGAUCCACGAAUUUUAAUUUCGGUUUUAGAG